This is a messenger RNA of Symsagittifera roscoffensis, 1378 nucleotides long. RefSeq lists its product as uncharacterized. The record is from RefSeq and is a predicted model, not a curated record. NCBI's taxonomy places the organism in Eukaryota, Metazoa, Xenacoelomorpha, Acoela, Convolutidae. The transcript is spliced from 5 exons. The coding region runs from base 275 to 1258 and encodes 327 amino acids.
GUCAGCUGAAAAGAUAUAGUAUACUGCAGACAAAAUAUAAAAAUAACUAAAUAGAUUAAAUCUAGAAUUAAGCCUUUAAUAAGAUUUGACUUUUCUGAAAAAUAGUAUACAUCCGACCAAUUAAGUUUCCGACUUCGCGUAUAAUUCCUUUUUCAAUUUUUUUUCAACUUUCAAGGCGUUUACCGAAUUUUCAAGAUUCUCAAAGUCCAGCUUGUUAUUGCUGUGCUCCAUUUUCUUGUGUCAUCUCGGUUGAAGAAAUAUAUUGUUUGUGAAAAUGACUCCAACAGAAACGAUUAUUUUCAUACUUCUACCAGCCCUUUCUCAGUGCAGUGGUGAGUUCACACAGGAACUCCAACUGUCCCAGGAAGAAAUUGAUAAAUUCAAUUCUGGAGAUCUCGAUGCCAGAAAUCUAGUGAUGAAUCAAGUGAACUUGAUGUUCCAGAGUCAGCUGAACCAGACAAUGAGGAAAUCUAAUCUACAGGUGACUGCUGGCGAUUUCGACCUGCAGACUAACAUUCCUGACUUUGCAAUCGACACUGGCCAUUGCUUAGUGAGAGAAGUGAUUGUUGAGGAUGGCGUGGUGCAGGGAUCUUUCGAACCAGCUAUUUUUUCAACAGGUACAGUUAACUGCGAUCCAGAUGCAAACGACUUCCUCAAAGUGUGCAUCAAAAGCAAAGCCUCAUUUCAGUCUGAUGUCUGGUUACAGCUGGCACUGAAGCUCUUCUGGAGUGAUAAAUGUCUGGAUUAUGGGAUGAAGACUAUUCGACUUGACAAUUUGAUUGCGAGCGGAUAUAUGAUAGUCGAAGCACGAAUCGGAGGCAUCAACCCCAAAAUCGAUAAUCCUAAUGGUCAAAACCAACUGAAUUUUGGCUUCAACAUCACGCUGUCUGUUAAACCAGAAAACUGGGUCAUCGAUGAAGUUUCAGUGUCACGAUGCAAUAUAAUGUUUCUCGGUCUUAAAAUUGGCUCUUACUGCGGUUUUAUUGCACAUGAGGUGGAGAAACAUUUUCAACCCUACAUCGAUAACUGGAACAACUUCGAAGCUGAUAAAGUAAUCUCGAUUCUGGAAAAGGCCACUAACAAAUCCGUGGGUGAUCCAGUUUCGAUUCCAGUCAAAGUAGUGGACAAAGGGUGCGAAGGACGGCACGAGACUGGAGUCGGAUUUGAUCAGUUCGAGAAUGACGACUUGAACAAAAAGAAUCCAGAUUUUGACUUAGAGAUGUGGUUUUUCUCUUUUCAGCGACGACGCGAAAAUUGAGCGUCAAAACAAUUGAAAUGGAGCACGACAGCCUUCGUUGAUGUGAAAAAUUAGAUGAUCGAAAACUUAAAACGUGUAAAGUACAGAAUAACAUAUAAAAACUCAGACUUUUAAAACGCA